Rhipicephalus microplus (southern cattle tick) is the source of this 2271-nucleotide messenger RNA. RefSeq names its product dihydrolipoyllysine-residue succinyltransferase component of 2-oxoglutarate dehydrogenase complex, mitochondrial. Gene Ontology annotation, biological process: tricarboxylic acid cycle. Gene Ontology annotation, cellular component: oxoglutarate dehydrogenase complex; mitochondrion. Gene Ontology annotation, molecular function: dihydrolipoyllysine-residue succinyltransferase activity. The record is from RefSeq and is a predicted model, not a curated record. NCBI's taxonomy places the organism in Eukaryota, Metazoa, Arthropoda, Arachnida, Ixodida, Ixodidae.
CGUAACCUUUAGCAACAUGGCGGCGUUCUUGGCCUUUCUGAACAGAAACCCUCUGCGGGUUAUUUAUCGGUUAAAAGUUGUGAACGAUUGUCACGACGCUUUAAAGAUUCAACAGCUGCGAUAUUUGACCUCGUGCACAACUGCAAGAACGCCGAAGAGGCAAGUUCACAAGCACACGUCACGAUGCCUAACCAGUCCCGGAACUUGGCACGUGCACUACCUGCGGCACAUUUCGACAACAUCCGUUCUCGGCGACGACUUUCGAGUUAUCAAGUGCCCGCAACUAGCCGAGUCCUUGAGCGAAGGCGACAUACGGUGGAACAAAGCCGUUGGCGACACCGUAAAAGAAGAUGAAGUCAUCUGUGAAGUUGAGACAGACAAGACUUCAGUGCCCAUUCAUGCACCUGCCGCUGGAGUGGUUGCCGAGCUUCUCGUAGAAGACGGCGCUACAAUCCAGCCUGGCAAGGACAUCAUGAAGCUCAAAGUUGGACCUGGGGGCAGCACACCGUCUGCAGCUGCUCCACAAGCAGCGGCGCCGGCCCCAGCAGCAACGUCACCACCACCGGCAACAGCCGGGUCAGGCACGGGCGAACUACGGACUGUCAAGUGCCCACAGUUGGCCGAGUCGCUGAGUGAAGGAGACAUCCGCUGGAGCAAAGCUGUCGGCGACACUGUGGCCGAGGACGAAGUGAUCUGCGAAGUAGAAACUGACAAGACCUCAGUGCCAAUUCAUGCCCCAGCCAGCGGAGUUCUCCUAGAGAUUCUGGCCCCGGAUGGAACCACAGUACAGCCGGGCAAGGACAUCUUCAGGCUGCAGGUCGGAGGUGCUGGUGGAGCACCUGCCGCGGCACGAAGAACAGCUCCGGCACCAAUGCCAGCUCCAGCACCAACGCCAGUGGCCAGCACACCACCUCCAGCCGCAUCAGCGGGACCAAUACCAACGGCGCCGCCUCCGACGCCAGCAAUGCCCUCAGGACCGAUGGCCUCGAUCCCGGUGUCCAGCAUUCAAGUGCCAGGUCCCAGUGCGCAUGCCACUGCAGCGGCAGCCGCAGCACCAGUGGGCGGCGCAAGAACAGAACAAAGAGUGAAAAUGAACCGAAUGCGGCAAAGGAUCGCACAGCGUCUGAAGGACGCACAAAAUACAUACGCCAUGCUGACUACGUUCAACGAGGUUGACAUGACGAGUGUCAUUCAGAUGAGGAACAAGUACAAGGAUGCCUUCGCCAAAAAGCACGGCGUCAAGCUGGGCUUUAUGUCGCCAUUCGUCAAGGCUGCCGCAUUUGCCCUGCAAGACCAGCCGAUCGUCAAUGCAGUCAUCGACGAGCAAGAAAUUGUGUACCGUGACUACAUCGACAUCAGUGUGGCAGUUUCAACGCCAAAAGGCCUCGUCGUGCCUGUGGUUCGCAACUGCGAGCGCAUGAACUACGCCGACAUUGAAAAGGCCAUCUUCGCGCUGGGCGAGAAGGCACGCACCGGAAGCCUGGCCGUUGAGGACAUGGACGGUGGCACCUUCACCAUCAGCAAUGGUGGUGUCUUCGGCUCCAUGUUCGGCACGCCCAUCAUCAACCCGCCCCAGUCGGCCAUCCUCGGCAUGCACGCCAUCUUCGAACGGCCCGUGGCCAUCAGCGGAAAGAUCGAGAUCCGGCCCAUGAUGUACAUCUGCCUGACCUACGACCACCGGCUCAUCGACGGCAGGGAAGCUGUCACGUUCCUCAAGAAGGUCAAGUCCGCCGUUGAGGACCCUGCCGUGCUUAUGCUGGACGUCUAGCACUGAGUCGAAGCCCCACCCCGCACCCAACGCAGAAUUGUUUAGAUAGAAUUAAAUGCGGGAAGCCUGCCUCACCACAAUGGACUGUACUUGAGAAAGCGCUCUUCAAAGUCUCGACGAUUUUAAUUUAGGUUUUUACAACCGUUUUGAGGAAAGACAUACGGAAGCUAGGCAUAGUAAGAAGUGGGCACGGCCCACAACAAGCGGCGCUGCAGCCCUAGUGUUGUUGCUUUUCGUUCGUGUACAGGCUAGCAGCUUCUUAUUAUUAUUUUUUUGCCAUCUGGUAAGCAGAUAUCACCCUCACUAAUGCAGAAAGCUACUACUCGCAAAGAGACGUCUUUGUAUGAUUGUUUAUUGAUUGCUUUUACUAGAAUGUUUCGAAAGCAGUCUUCUUGAAGAAAAAAAAAACUGGAGAAAGAGUUUGUUUUUGUUUUUACCUUUUAUCACUCUUGCCAGUUUUGAGAUAAAAGGGCACGAUUCAUUAAACCAUGUUACAAAGCUUU